AUGUCAGUGGAUAUAAUUGAUGGUGCCAUGAAUCAGUCACCCGGUAGAUUAUGCACCUUCCCGCGCUCCUUAGUCGGGUCAAACAUACAAGACGGUAUGGCUCAGACUCAAAAUGUUUUAAGUCUCAACUCUUCAAACUCGAAAGAAUUUUCAUAUGCCCACGAAGCACGGGAUUUCGAUGCAAACGAAAAGCGUUUAUCUGGCGGAAAAAACAGCCGCAAGUCCCCUCAUAACGCCAUCGAGAAAAGGUACAGACAAAGCAUUAAUGGCAAAAUUGACGAGCUACGCGAUCUUCUUAAUGCCAAUUGCAGUGAUGAUCUAAAGGCCAAUAAAUCCGCGGUUCUUCGUCGCGCUAUCGAUCGUAUUAGACUUCUCGAGAAGGAAAAUGAGUGCUUACGAAUGCGACUCAGCGCGCUACUCAAUGGAUUUGCCUUUUCCACCGGUGAGUACGUUUUGGGGUUCACUUCGGCGCCUUCGCUCGUGGAGUCUGGCUGGACAGAUCUGUCCGCUGCUCAUCCGGCCGUAGAACAGUACAACGAGAGUAGCUCUUCGGGAAUCAGCAGCCCCAGCUCCGGUGGUAGUAUUUCUCUGCCCUCGGCAUCUUCCUUCUCGCCUUCGGAGUUCUCCGCCGCCACAAAUAGCUCUCAGUCGCCCAACUCUGACUACUAUCUGCAACCUGGGAAGCGUAGAGGUGGGUUCACUGUAUAA
Molecule: messenger RNA, 708 nt
Organism: Dibothriocephalus latus
Lineage: Eukaryota; Metazoa; Platyhelminthes; Cestoda; Diphyllobothriidea; Diphyllobothriidae
Source: the annotation of a GenBank genome assembly